Molecule: messenger RNA, 2514 nt
Organism: Daldinia vernicosa
Lineage: Eukaryota; Fungi; Ascomycota; Sordariomycetes; Xylariales; Hypoxylaceae
Product: SNF2 family N-terminal domain-containing protein
Exons: 4
Coding region: 1-2514 (837 amino acids)
Cellular component (GO): cytoplasm
Molecular function (GO): ATP-dependent chromatin remodeler activity; ATP binding
Source: RefSeq, a predicted model, not a curated record
AUGGCGUCAGAGUAUGUUGAGCUUCAGAAAGGUUUCUAUCAGGACACUGGUAAUCCUAUGUCCAUUACCUAUACAAGCCAAGCUGGCGAAUUCCCUGAGUGGCCUCAAGACACCGGCUAUUCCGCUCCUAGGAAGCGCUCAUUCAGCGAUUAUCUCGAAUCAUCCGAUGAUCUCGAAGCUCCGAUUAGCAAACUUCGUCGCAUUACUAUAAGCCCACCCAUAGCCGAGCCGGCAGCUUCGUUAAUCACGGCAGAAUCACAGGAUCGACGAAAUAUCAAAAAUGCCAACCUUAGGAUGCUAAACAAUUGGUACUGCUCUUUUAUAGAGGCAACAAUGCCUGGUAGCAAUUUUAAGAAGAAAUCUUUUCUCGAGGAAGCUUCCCUCUCCAAGAACGAAGAUAACUUUGAAGGGCUGUUUUCGAACAUUCAACCAGAUGACUCUCAUCAGAACCCAGCAGGUCCUCUAGAUGCUUUGCGAUAUCCCCUUUACAAGCAUCAGUUGAUAGCGCUGGAAUGGAUGAAGAAGAUGGAGCUAGAUGAGAAGAAGAGGGGUGGCAUACUUGCUGAUGACAUGGGCCUUGGAAAGACACUUUCGACUAUUGCUCUGAUGGUUAGUCGCGAUACUGAACCAUAUCCAUGGUCCAAUGUAAAAACCAACCUCAUCAUUGCUCCAGUAUCCCUACUCAAGCAAUGGGAGCGGGAGAUUAAGCAAAAAGUCCUGCCAGGCUACCAGCUCAAAGUAUUUAUACAGCAUUCGAGAAGAAAGGAUUACGAUCAACUUCGAGAUUACGAUGUUGUACUGACUAGCUAUGGAUUGAUUGUGUCCGAAGUCAAGAAGAGGGAUCGAUAUAUCAGGCAAGCGAAAAAAGAGGGACGGGAGGUCGAUGAGAAUUACUUGUCUGAGAUCUGCCCAUUUCUGAGUCAAAACAGCCUCUUCUACCGCGUGAUUCUUGAUGAGGCGCAGUACAUCAAGAAUCCUAAAGCCAAAGUUUCAAAGGCCGUUUGCGAGUUACAGGCCAAGUAUCGUUGGUGCCUGACUGGGACACCAAUGCAGAAUGGGCCAAACGAACUCGCUUCCCUUGUCCGAUUCCUAGGAAUCAAACCAUACGACGUGAUUGAAAAGUUCCAGGUGGAAUUCAAAUCCCUUCAGCCAGGAUCCAAAGGCCACCCAGAAGUGAAAAGGAGAGCAAUGAAAACACUGCAGAGUUUCCUCAAAGAUAUUCUACUUCGACGAACCAAGCAAUCCAAGAUUGACGGAAAGCCUAUCAUCCAGUUGAAAGAGAAAACAGAGGUCAUUGAUCACGUUGUUUUUGAUACCGAUGAACAAGAAUAUUAUGCGACUCUCGAGAAGGAUGCCCGUGUCCAGUUUAGCAAGUAUCUCAGAGCUGGCACAGUUGGGAAGCAUUAUACCAAAGUUUUGAUACUCCUUCUUCGGUUGCGUCAAGCUUGUUGUCAUCCGUAUCUACAUCUCACUGAUCUAGAACUGAUCAUACCUGACAUCCCAGAGGAGCAGGCAGCGGAGUCUGCGAAGACUCUACCCCCAGAGGUAGUCGAGCAUGUCAAGGGAACCGAGAUCUUUCAAUGUUCCGUAUGUUCUGAUGUUGUAUCACAUCCUUCUAUCAUGUGCCCUUGCGGAGAUCUAUUCUGCUCGCCCUGUGCUGAAACAUUUAUGAACAUACUUGGGGAGAAGAUGAUGCGCGCGGCAGAGGUUGACCAAAGUGUAGAGUGUACGGCCUGUCACAAGCAAGGCAAAUUCACGAUAAUCAAAUUCGAUUCAUUCUUGAAGACGUACCAGCCUGAGCGGCUUCAAGAUGAAACGGAGUUAGGAACGGACGACACAGAUGACGACGCUGAUGAUUCCGAUGAUGAUUACGAAGCUGAUCUUAAACCAGACAAGCUUGUGAAGUUGUGCCAACGGGCAAGACACAAUCAGCGAGCCCACAAAAGGUACAUGCGAACCCUACGUGGGAUCUGGCAGCCAUCGGCUAAGGUAGCCAAGUGCUGUGAGCUCAUUUCGACUAUCCAGAAUACUACGGGAGAGAAGAUUAUCGUUUUCUCCCAAUGGACCAUUUUCCUUGACCUGAUUCAAAUCUCGAUUGAAGAUGAACUUGGGCUUCGGGUUGGUCGCUACGAUGGUAGUAUGACAGCAACCAAACGUGAUAAGGCAAUUAAUGAAUUCACCGAGGACCCCGAGGUGAAGGUUAUUCUGGUGUCACUUAAAGCCGGAAAUGCUGGCCUCAACCUGACAGUAGCCUCACAGGUUAUCAUUAUGGAUCCGUUCUGGAAUCCUUACGUCGAGAAUCAAGCUAUUGAUCGUACGUACCGCAUUGGUCAGCAGCGAGAUGUCACAGUCCACCGGCUCCUCGUCGAGAAAACCGUGGAAGAUCGAAUUAUGGCCACGCAAGAGAAGAAGCGUCGAGUUGUCGAAUUCGCUCUACAGGGAGAAAAGGCGAUCAAAGACAUGAGCAAACUCGGCACUGAAGAUCUCGCAUUCCUUUUCGGCAUGGGUUCCUAG